Apis florea (little honeybee) is the source of this 2487-nucleotide messenger RNA. Its product is annotated as GTP cyclohydrolase punch. Gene Ontology annotation, cellular component: lipid droplet; mitochondrion; plasma membrane. Gene Ontology annotation, biological process: glycolipid biosynthetic process. NCBI's taxonomy places the organism in Eukaryota, Metazoa, Arthropoda, Insecta, Hymenoptera, Apidae. The record is from RefSeq and is a predicted model, not a curated record.
AUAUAUAUAUAUAUAUAUAAAGUAAAUAUUCUUAUAAUAAAAUAUAUUUCUAAUUAUAGAAAAUAUUUUUUAUAGUUAAAAUUUGUAUUUUAUGUAUAAAAAAUAUAAAAAUAAUUAUAGAAAACAUAUUACGUAAUAAAAUCCCCUCCCUUUCGAUUCUAUAUAAAUGCAAUUCGAUUCCAUAUAUUAACAUACGAUAGAAAGACGCAAUUAAAAAGGAGUGUGAUUUUAUUAAAUUUAGCAAAAGAACAAACAUAUAAAUAUCUCGUUUAUCAUUUUUCAAAAGAUAUAAUCAUGACAGAUCAACGAUUAGAUUUUGUAAUAUUUGGAGCUACUGGAUUUACAGGAAAAUAUGCUGUAAAAAUAGCAGUACAAUUAGCUAUAGAAAAACAAAUGAAAUUUGGUAUAUCUGGACGUAGAAAGCAAGCUUUGGAAGCAAUUGUUAAAGAAUUUGCUUCUAAUAUUGAUGAUGUGCCUAUAUUUAUUGCUGAUUUAAAAGAUGAAGAAUCAUUAAAAAAAAUGACAUCACAAGCAAAAGUUCUUAUUAAUUGUUGCGGCCCAUAUAGAUUUUAUGGAGAACCUAUUAUUAAAGCAUGUAUUGCCACACAUACUCAUCAAAUUGAUGUCAGUGGAGAACCCCAGUAUAUAGAAUAUAUUCAAUUAAAAUAUAAUAAAGCUGCAGAAGAAGCUGGUAUCUAUAUUAUAAGUGCAUGUGGGUUUGAUAGUAUACCAUGUGAUCUUGGUAUAAUUUUUACACAACAAAAAUUUGAUGGUGAAGUCAAUUCUAUUGAAACUUAUUUAAAUUCAUGGUCAACUUCAAAAAUAAGUGGUGCUUCCAUAAAUUAUGGAACAUAUGAAUCAGCUAUUUAUGGUAUAGCACAUUCUCAUGAAUUACGCGAAUUGCGCACUAAACUUUAUCCUGAAAAGUUACCUGAAUUAUGGCCAAGGCUUAAAGCAAGGGGUAUCAUUCAUAAAUCUUCUUUAUCAGAAGGAUGGUCUAUGAUAUUUCCAGGAGCUGAUCGUUCUGUAGCUUUGCGUACCCAACGAUUUUUAUAUGAAAAAUAUAAACAACGACCAGUGCAAGUUCAAACUUAUUUCACACUUAAUUCUCUUUUUGCAGUAUUAACAACUGCUAUUUUUGGUUUCAUAUUUUUAAUGUUAUCUAAAUAUGAAUUUGGUCGUAAUUUGUUAUUGAAGUAUCCUACAUUUUUCUCUGGUGGAUAUGUAGGUUAUGAAAUGGCUAAACCAGAAGAACUUGAUAAAAUUAAGUUCUCCUUAACAUUUAAGGCGGAAGGAUGGACUGAAAAAUUAGUUGAACCUACUGAUAAGCAUAAAGAUCCACCAAAUAAGGUACUAAUUACCAAAAUCAGUGGAAUUAAUCCUGGAUAUGGUGCUACAUGUACUAUGUUAUUGCUUUCUGCUAUAAUAAUUCUCAAAGAAUCGGAUAAAAUACCUGUAAUUGGAGGAGUUUUACCCCCUGGUGCUGCUUUUGGUAAAACAUCAUUAAUUGAAGAAUUAAUUAAAAAGGACAUAAAAUUCGAGGUUAUUUCUUCUAUUGAAAAAAAAGCCCCAAUCAUGAACGGAAUUUCCAGCCAAUGUACUAAAAUUAAGGAUCUAAAUAUAUAUGAUGACGAAGACAAGCACACAAUGAUAAAAAAACCGGGACCAUUGAGGACCGUUUCCUGGUCAGAGAACGUUGAGGAAAGUAAUUUGGAUGUGCCAGGAACUCCCAGAACUCCGCGAACUUCUACAACGCCAGGUCACGAAAAAUGCACGUUUCACCACGAUUUGGAGCUAGAUCACAGGCCACCCACGCGCGAAGCGCUUCUUCCGGAAAUGUCACGAAGUUACAAGUUACUUUUGAGCUCGCUUGGCGAGGACCCGAAUCGACCAGGUCUUUUGAAAACUCCGGAACGUGCCGCGAAAGCUAUGCUGUUUUUCACGAAGGGUUAUGAUCAAUGUAUCGAUGACAUUAUAAAUGAUGCAGUUUUCGAUGAAGAUCACGAUGAGAUGGUUGUAGUGAAGGACAUCGAGAUGUUCUCCAUGUGUGAACAUCAUUUAGUACCUUUCUAUGGCAAGGUGUCGAUCGGUUAUCUCCCUUGUAAGAAGAUCCUUGGUCUCAGUAAAUUAGCCAGGAUUGUAGAGAUCUUCAGCAGACGUCUUCAAGUGCAAGAACGUCUUACUAAACAAAUUGCAGUGGCGGUAACAAAAGCAGUGCAACCAGCAGGAGUGGCUGUAGUCGUCGAAGGAGUGUACGUAUUUUUUUAAAAACAAAUAAAAAUUCAUUGAAUAACUUUGUAGUUUGGUUUUAACAAAUGUAAGAAAAAUAUUGCAAAAAAGGAAUUAGCAUUAUAUUUUUAUAUCUUCUUCUUUUUAUAUCCUAUUUCAUUCCAAUACAUUCGAAUCUUGAGCAAUAGUUUUCGCAAGGAUUAAUCACACAUAGGAAUGUAACCUUGUACUAAUAAAGUGCUAUCACUUCGUGAAGAA